Molecule: messenger RNA, 873 nt
Organism: Fusarium coffeatum
Lineage: Eukaryota; Fungi; Ascomycota; Sordariomycetes; Hypocreales; Nectriaceae
Exons: 3
Coding region: 1-873 (290 amino acids)
Molecular function (GO): zinc ion binding; ferrous iron binding; oxidoreductase activity, acting on single donors with incorporation of molecular oxygen
Source: RefSeq, a predicted model, not a curated record
AUGACCGAUCUAGCACCAGUUCACUUCUUCUCCCAUGGCUCGACCAUGAUGCUGGGGGAAGAAUCCGAUUCAGCCGAUUACUGGAAGAAAGCCGGAGACCAAGCUUUGGCAAACAAGAUCAAGGGAGUAAUCAUGAUGGGCGCGCAUUGGGAUGCUGAAGGAGAUCGUAUGGAAGUCGCCAUGAACCCGAAGCCUGGCAAAUCCCCAGUCGCAUACGUCCACCCAUCGAAAUACGUCGACUACGAACUCGUUCCCGAUCUACCAACCGGCGAAAAGUGUAUCUCCCUUCUCAAAAACGCCGGCUUCAACGUCUCCGCCAAUCCAAACUUUGAAUGGAUCCACGACACAUACCUUAUUCUCAUCCGCAUGUUUCCCAACGGCUGCCCGCCCACGACGCUCAUCUCCAUGAACGCCCGGUUCGAUCCACACUACCACAUGCGCGUCGGCGCAACGCUUCGCUGUCUCCGAAAAGAAGGUUAUCUUAUAAUUGGAUCCGGUGGCGCGGUACACAAUUUAUACCGUAAUAUCUGGGCGCCGAUCGUAUACUACUCGGAUAACUUUGCGCAAGAGAAGCCGCCUGAGUCGUGGGCUUUGGAGUUUCGUCAGGCGGUUGAGGAUGUGAUCAAGAAUAACAGUGGACCAAGGUUGAGAAGGGCUAUGACGAGAUUGAUGAAGCAUCCUUGUUAUCGGGAUGCGCAUGGUACGGAUGAUCACUUUAUGUCGGCUAUGUUUGUGGCCGGCGCUGCUGGUGAUGAGGAGGAUGAGGGUGUCUACGGAGAGCUCAAGGCUGAGGAUUGGGAGUUGACGAAUAUGUGUAAUAGUCAGUUUACGUUUGGGACUUGGCCUAGGACAUUGGGUGUAGCGGCUGCAUAG